AUGAGCGAGGGAUUUGGUGUUGUGUGCGCAUGUAUCUCAUUUAUUUCACUUUUCAUUUACUCUCACUUUACUUUACUUUACUCUCACUUUACUUUUUCUCUCACUUUACUUUACUUUACUCUCAUUUCUCUCCUCUCCUACACAUCAACGGCACUUCCUUUCUCCCGGCUGCACGUUUUUUCCUUUUUGACUGUUUCACUAGUCGCUCUCUUUUAUUCUCUAUUUUUUUUUUUGCUUCACUGUUUACACUUUCACACACAUCUAUAUUAUUUCUAUCCUGCAUUUAUUCAUUGA
Molecule: messenger RNA, 294 nt
Organism: Trypanosoma brucei brucei TREU927
Lineage: Eukaryota; Euglenozoa; Kinetoplastea; Trypanosomatida; Trypanosomatidae
Exons: 1
Coding region: 1-294 (97 amino acids)
Source: RefSeq, a predicted model, not a curated record